This is a messenger RNA of Oryza brachyantha (malo sina), 5760 nucleotides long. RefSeq lists its product as uncharacterized. The coding region runs from base 141 to 5408 and encodes 1755 amino acids. Gene Ontology annotation, molecular function: metal ion binding; DNA binding; RNA polymerase II C-terminal domain phosphoserine binding. The transcript has 12 exons. Gene Ontology annotation, cellular component: Cdc73/Paf1 complex. The record is from RefSeq and is a predicted model, not a curated record. NCBI's taxonomy places the organism in Eukaryota, Viridiplantae, Streptophyta, Magnoliopsida, Poales, Poaceae.
UGUCUUCUCUCACACGCUUGACGCAGCCCAUAGGAAGGGGGGAGGGGGAGGAGGAGGUGGUGGCGACCGCCGGAUUGGACCGCCGCGACGACCGGGACGUCGACCGGACGGGGCGAGGCCGCUGAGCACGCCGCCGAUCCAUGGAGGGAGCGGGUCCCGCGGCCGAGAUGCUCUCGCCGGGCGAGGCGGACUGGCCUCCCGAGCUGCGCCUCCCGCCGCCGCCGCCGCAGCCUGGGGUGGGGAUGGAUGACUCGCAGUUCCUCGGAUCGAUCAUCGGGGAGCCUGCCCAGGCGCACCAGGCGCCGGCCGAGGCGGGGGCGACGGUCGGGGUCAAGAGGAGGAGGGGGAGGCCGCCGAAGAAGAGGGACGGGGCGGCGGCGGCGGCGGUCCCGGUGAAGCCGGCGAGGAAGAGAGUCGACGAGGAGGAGGUCGUCUGCUUCAUCUGCUUCGAUGGGGGCAACCUCGUCGUGUGCGAUCGGAGGGGAUGCCCUAAGGUCUAUCAUCCGGCCUGCAUCAAGCGUGAUGAGGCAUUCUUCCAAUCUCGCAGCAAGUGGAAUUGCGGUUGGCACAUAUGCAGCAGCUGUGAAAAGGCAGUGCACUACAUGUGCUAUACGUGCACAUACUCCCUUUGCAAGGUAUGCAUCAAGCAAGGCAAAUUUUUCAGCGUCAGGGGGACGAAGGGCUUCUGCGAUACCUGUUAUACAACUAUACUUUUGAUAGAAUCCAAAGAUGAAGGUGAUGGAAAGAUUGUUGUUGAUUUUGAUGAUCAAAAUAGCUGGGAAUACCUGUUCAAGCUUUAUUGGUUGGAUCUGAAAGGGAAGCUUUCGUUAACAUUGGAAGAACUAACUAGCGCCAAAUCUCGAUGGAAUGCACCUACUACUUACACUAGGAAAGAAAAAGAUGAGUCAUCUGAUGACCUGUAUGAUGCUAAUAAUGAUGACGAUGCUGGUUCUGACUGCUCAUCUGGAAAGCGAAAAUGGAAUUCUUCAAGAAAAAAGGGUCAAAAACGCCAAAAAACAAAUUCUGAUUGUAGCAUUGCCACAAAAAAGUUCGAAAGUGUUACUAGAGAUUCUGAAACCCUGCCCAGCAAAGUACCAAUUCAAGAGGCAUCCUUGCCAGUUGACACCAAAUGGGCUUCGCCAGAGCUACUGGAGUUUGUAGGGCACAUGAGAAAUGGUGAUCUAUCUUUUAUUUCCCAGUUUGACGUACAGGCUCUUUUGCUUGACUAUAUAAAACAGAAUAACCUCCGGGACCCUCAAAGAAAGAGUCAAAUUAUUUGUGAUUCAAGACUUCACCGUUUAUUCAGGAAAACACGUGUUGCUCAUUUUGAGAUGUUGAAGCUUUUGGAGAUGCACUUUCUUGUGAGUGAGCCUUCUGCAGUAAAUGAUGAUAGUCAAGGGAUUACCAAUCCUAGUUCAGCUCAAAUAGAUCAUGCCAGUGGAUAUAGUGACAUGGCUGCAAAGUUUUCUCCUGAUAGGAGACGGAGGAUGCAUAGAAAGAUGGAAAGAGAAUCACAGGCUAAUCCUGAGGAUUAUGCAGCGAUUGAUAUGCAUAAUAUUAGCUUAAUUUACCUGCGCCGUAGUUUGAUGGAGGAUCUUAUUGAUGAUCCCACAUUCUCGGACAAAAUAUCUGGUGCUUUUGUAAGGAUAAGAAUUUCGGGUCUUGGCCAGAAGCAAGAUAUGUAUCGACUGGUGAAAGUUGUUGGCACACAAAAGGUCCCAGAAAAAUACAGCAUUGGGAAGAAAACAACAAAUCUUGCACUUGAGAUCCUAAACUUAAACAAAAAGGAGAUUAUCACAAUGGAUACAGUAUCAAAUCAGGAUUUUACAGAGGAGGAAUGCAAGCGCCUAAGGCAGAGCAUGAAGUAUGAUCUAAUUAGCCGACUGAAAGUGGGUGAUAUCCAAGCGAAAGCAAAUAUCUUCCAGCUUGUAAGAGUGAACGAUUGGUUAGAAAAUGAAAAGCAGAAGCUGUGCCAUCUUCGUGACCGUGCAAGCGAAACUGGGCGCAGAAAGGAACUCAGAGAAUGUGUGGAAAAGCUUCAGCUUCUCAACACUCCGGAGGAAAGAGCACGCAAAAUUAAUGAAGUUCUUGAUGUGCAUGUUGAUUCGCAUAUGGAUCCUGAUUAUGAAUCUGCUGAAGAAUUUGGCAGCAAGAAAACUGCUGAAUGGAAUGUAAAUUGGGCAAGAUCAGAUCCAUUUGGUUCACCUGUUAAAGUGAAAUAUCCGAACACUGUACAAAAGAAUUGUGAUGCUACCCGUCAUCUCAAAAACCAGUCUAAGCAAAAUACAGUUCGUAAACCAGUAGUAGCAAGAAACUCUGAGAAUCCCCGUUCAUCAGUUGGUAUGGAUAUACCAAAAUCUGUCACUAAUGCAAAGAGUACCAUGUGUGGAACUACACCACUUCCAUAUUCUGGAGUAACGGUAUCAGGUGACAUAGAACCAGAAAAAGUCUGGCACUAUAAGGAUCCUUCUGGAAAUGUUCAGGGCCCGUUUACUCUUUUGCAGCUAUCCAAAUGGACAAGUUACUUCCCACGUGAUAUGAGAGUAUGGCUUACAUUUGAGAGUGAAGAGAGAUCAUUGCUGUUGACUGAAGUGCUCUCUAAACAGCCAAAGGAUUUUGGUCAACCUGCAGCUCUGACUACAAGUAGUAAAUCCACAUUAGCAGACACUGGACAAAACAGAAGCACUCAACUUGUGGAUCUAAACAAAGCUCCUUCUCCUGUUGGUUAUAGUAUGCUGAAUUCUUCUGAAACAACUAUUCAGUGUACUAAGCAUUCAGGCCCAGAAAGGGAAAGCGUAAACUCUUUAGAUGACAGGUUAUCACUAACAAUGGACUCAGUUCCACUGAAGGACACGAAGGAUUCAAAUAGUCAACCAAUAUAUCAGAUCAAGCAUUCAAGCUUUCCUCCAUCUUCUGGAAGUCCACGCCGACAAUCAGAUUUGCACCAUGAUGAAGUACAGGGAGGACGCUCUGGUGAAUGGAACAAUCAACACAACAGUGGUGAAAUGUGGAGUCCAGCCAUGCCGCAGACAAGUUCUAGUGCACACAGUAACGUGGAAUCUCAUCACAAUCAUUAUGCUUUGUGUUCACAGGUUCAACAUGAUACUAAAAUUAGUUUACAAGCAGGUUCUGGAAAGGAUAUGAAUUCCAGGCAGGAUUUUUCACAGAAACUUCCUAGUCAACGGAUCAUGAAAGAUACCCCCAGCCCUGUUUUUGCCUGGAGUCCAUCUGAGUCCAGGACUGCUUCCAGUCAACAUGAAGGCUCUUGCUUGAGUUCAACAACCAAUUUAUGUGCUCAUGAUGAACUUAAUUCUUCAAUUGCUUCUGCAAAGGCUAAAAGUUUCGCUCCAGCAACUCCUGUUGAAGACAGAGGUUCGAGUUCACCCUCUGGUAUGCUGAGCCACUCAGAAAGAGCACCAAUCUGCAGUCCACAGUCAGCUCCUUCUGUGUCUGCUUCUGAUACAUGUAAGAUGGAGGAGACCAUGAAUCAACAAAAACCACUUGAAGCUGAUAUAUCAAAUGCAUCAGUUAAUCAGUCUCCAAAUUCUAAGAUUCUCCCGGAAUCUUCUCCUGAUAACCAAGAUAUUGAACGUGAAUAUCCUAGUCCACCUCCAAUGUCUGAAUGUAAAGAGCUAUCCCCACAGUCAAGGACUAACCGUGAAUCUUCUCCUGAUAACCAAGAAGUUGAACGUCAAUAUCCUAGUCCACAACCAAUAUCUGAGAGUAAAGAGGUACCUCCACAGUUAAAGAUUAUUCCUGAAUCUUCUGAUAACCAUGAUAUUGAACGUGAACACCCAAGUCCACCUCCAAUACCUGAGAGUAAAGAGCAAUCUCCACAGUCUAAGAUUCUCCCUGAAUCUUCUCCUGAUAACCAAGAUAUUGAACAUGAACACCCUAAUCCACCUCCAAUACCCGAGAGUAAAGAGCUAUCUCCGCAGUGUAAGAUUCUCCCAGAAUCUUCUCCUGAUAACCAAGGUAUUAAAUGUGAAUAUCCUAGUCCAACUCCGAUACCCGAGAGUAAAGGACUAUCUCUGCAGUCCAAGGUUCCUGGACCUUCUCAUGAUGACCAAGAUGUUGGACAUGAAUAUCCUUGCCCAACACCGAUAUGUGAGAGUAAAGAGGUGUCUCGACAGUCUAAGAUUCCCUCUGGAUCUUCUCUUGAUAACCAAGAUAUUGAACACGGGUAUCAUAGUCCAAAUCUGAUAUCUGAGAGUAAAGAGCUUACUAUAAACCUCUCUCAGUCAAUAUCAUUAGCACCUGAAAAGAUAGCUUCUGGUGAAGACUCUUCACUUCCUUUUAUUUUUCCAAAAUCUCCUCGAGCUGGGGAUGGUGCUUUGAAAUCAGUAUCUGAUAUAGAAACGACACAUAUAGAAGGUGGAGACUCAAACGUAAAGGAACUCUAUGUUAAAGAAGAACUGUAUGUUGAAUCAACUGUUAUAAGAGAGGACAUGGUGGUUAAUCCUGCCUCUGGAGUUGAGUCCGUAGACAUGUCUGAAAAUCUCUUGGAAUCUUUGAUGGAGCAAAGUUGUGGAACUUUCUACUUGGAUGGUGCUGCAGCAUUAGAAGGUUUUCUAUCUAAGGAAGAACCACAAUGUUCUAGCCCCAUUGCUUUAUCCACGUGCUCUAGCCCCAUUGCAUUAUCCCCUUGGGGUGAAUCUGGCUAUUAUCAAGGUGAUUCUGUUGGUUCUUCUUUAUGGGGAGUCCAGGAUGAUGAUCCAAUCUGUGAAAUGUGGCAAUUAUCCACACAAACACCGGCUGUCCAAUAUUCAUCUGGUACAACUGCUCAUUUUAUUGAUGAGGUAACUGUCACCCAAGUAAAUAAUGAAAUCAUUCCAAGAAAUACCACGCCAGGGGAGAAGGUGGAGCUACCAAACUCAGGUGCAUGCACAGUUUGGGGAUUGGUUGAGCAGAUGAAUCCAGAAGCAAAUGACACAUCGGUAUCAAUGAUAGACAGGAGCACAGGAUUAGUAUGUUCUCAGCCAUCAGCGAAUGGUGGCCCAAAUGUGGAUACAUCACGGAACACUAACCAUAAUACUAACUUAUCCCUCAGCCAUGAAACAGCAGUACCAUUGAGUAAAGGCUCUGGAGAAGCAUCAAGAAAGCCGGGAUGUGCAACUGACUUGAAUGUGGCUACUUCAGGGGAGGCAUUAGGAAACACGAAGAACUGGAAUCCAUCUGCUGGUAAUGCUAAUCGGGGCAGCCAGCGGAGUCAUCAUCGUGACAGGUACUCACAAAUAAGCGAAUCUUGGCUUCUUAGCUCAAACUACUCUAGGAGUAGGUCCGAUGGAUUUGGCUCUGGUGGGUCAUCGAGAUCAACCCCAAGGGGACAAACACAGAGGGGGAUAUGUAAAUUUCAUGAGAGUGGCUACUGCAGGAAGGGUGCAUCUUGUAACUACCUGCAUCCCUGAUAUCUGCAAUAGACAAAAGAGGGUUUGCAAUUCUUUGCCCACAUCUUUUGACUUUUUUGUAUAGCCUAAUUACAGUGGUAGUCAACAUAGAGCCUACACGACCUUUUGCUUGGUUCCAUUCAUCUGUAGCAAGGACUAAGGAGUACUACGUAUAUGUCUAGCUCUAGCAUAGGAUAAUGACUGAAUGUAUUGCCCAAGUAGAUUCCACUUUUGGGGGGAACAUGACCUAUUUAAUUCUGUUUUGUUCAAUUGAACUGCAGUUGUAUCCUAUUGUUUUCCCCUCAUCUGUUUCUUCAGGGCAUGGUCUGCCAGAUGUAUUGGAAAAAUAGAGAUAUCUAAUCGGUUUAGUUUC